AUGCGUUCUGAGAUUGACUGGUCUCUCCGGCCAACUUAUUCGCCAGAUCAACUGAGCCGAUAUUUUGACCGGAUCAAUUUCCCUCAGAGGUAUCGGGAGUCGACUAUAAUUAAAAACGGCGCGAGUGCCGACAACCAAGCCGCCUUGUCUCUCUUGGAGACGUUACAGCGAUACCAGUUAGCGGCUGUGCCGUUUGAAAAUCUUAGCCUUCAUUAUUCGGUGCACCGCAAUAUCUCCAUAGAUGCACAGAGCGUUUUCGAGAAAGUUGUGGAUUCCAACUCCGAUCGGGGCGGCUACUGCAUGGAGAACAAUGUCAUAUUCGGGACGGUCUUGCGCAGUUUAGGCUAUAAUACCACUUCAGUUGGAGGUCGGGUCAACGAAGCCGUCCAGCCUAUGUCAACGUCGAAGAACUGGACCGGCCCUAAAUUCCAAGGAUGGAACCAUAUGAUCAAUAUUGUUGCAAUCGGCGAGCAGAAGUACCUCGUAGAUGUGGGAUUUGGUUCCAAUGGACCACACCGGCCCAUGCCAUUAGUGCAUGGGUUCGAAUUCCACAACGUCGGCGAACAGUACGGGCGGCUGCUCUAUGGACCGAUCACUCAACAAACGCUUAAGGGUCAGUCUCUUUGGCAAUAUGAGCUCAACCACGGGAAAGACACAUGGAUACCCGCCUACUGCUUCACCGAAGUCGAGUUCCUUCCUGAAGAUUUCACAAUCAUCAACUACUAUAUCAGUCGAAGCCGGGAGAGCUGGUUUACCUUCCACAUCGUGUGCGUACGAAUGCUUCUAGACGAGAAGGGCGAGAAUGUUGUGGGAGACUUGACACUGUUCAAUGAUACCUUAAAAAGGCGUAUUGGAGCAAGGUCUGAAGUGUUGCAAUGCUUUGCCUCCGAGGAGGAGCGCCUGGCGGCCCUAGAGAAAUAUUUUAAUAUAUAUCUCUCACGGGCGGAUCAAGCGAGUAUUCGCCACACUAUCUCAGAGAUUCUCUAG
This is a messenger RNA of Penicillium vulpinum, 987 nucleotides long. Its product is annotated as arylamine N-acetyltransferase family protein. Bases 1 to 987 code for a protein of 328 amino acids. Lineage: Eukaryota; Fungi; Ascomycota; Eurotiomycetes; Eurotiales; Aspergillaceae. Gene Ontology annotation, molecular function: acetyltransferase activity. The record is from RefSeq and is a predicted model, not a curated record. The transcript has 2 exons.